AUGACAGUCGUGCACCUUAGGGGACUGGUUUUUCCUCCGUCUGAAGAUGAUUUCCUGUCCUCUUGGUGGAAAAGAUUACCCCAAGUAGAAAGGUCGGUUCGGUUGAAUCAUAACUUAAUUAUGGAUUUCGCUGAAGAACUUAAUUUUUCAGGCUUACCCCGCCAAAACUCCGGCCAUGGAGGAGGAGGUCAUAUGACAAUGGGGUUGGUUUUUGGUGGUUGGUCAGGUGGUUCCAGUGCAUUGACUACCAUCAAGAAAGCUAAUUUCAGAACAUGGAUCAGCAAUGCUAGGAAUGCUAUUGUGAUCAUGUGUGUUAUACUGUUUCUCUAA
Molecule: messenger RNA, 330 nt
Organism: Ilex paraguariensis (yerba mate)
Lineage: Eukaryota; Viridiplantae; Streptophyta; Magnoliopsida; Aquifoliales; Aquifoliaceae
Source: the annotation of a GenBank genome assembly